AACUUCCUCUUUGGGAGCAUUGACUCAAGACUUUUCUCCACCGUAUGACUCUUCAUCCGAUCCGAAUAGAAAAGUCCAAGGCCUUGCACAUGAACGUAUUCGAACUCGUAGCAACAUACAUUGAUUGAGCCAACCCGCAGAUUCGUCCAACAUGGGUUUCAAGAUUUUGCCGUUGGAAGAGCAGGACAUUCCACAGUUCGUUCGCAUCGAACUGGAAGCCUUCCGAUCUCAUCCAAGAAUCCCGAUGCUAUGGCCGAGAGGCUACACAGAAGAUCUCUACGCCUUCUAUGAAUCAGAGAAACGGGAAAGCCUGCGCGAUGCGAAUAACCGUAUCCUCAAAGCGGUGGACGAGGACACUGGCGAGAUGACCGCCGUGUCGGAGUGGUCCUUCGCUCUCGACCCGGUGGCAGCACACAACCACAAACCCGUCGAUCCCAGCGGUGGACCUCCGGCAGGCUGGCCUAUCGAUGGCAAUUGGGAGCUUCGACGGUUCUUCAGCCUCAAUCUGCAGAAGUGGAAGAAGGAAUGGCUGGCGGGAAAGCCGUACAUUAAACUCGACUUUCUCGUCACAAAUCCCGACUUCCAUCGACGAGGCGCAGGGAGUCGACUGUUGAGCUGGGGCGUUGAGCAAGCGGACAAGCACGGAGUGUUGAUGUGCCUGGAAGCGACUCCGACCGGCCUGGCUUUGUACAAGCGUUUUGGCUUCGUCGAAAAGGACGUCAUCAUGGCUGAUAUGCAGCAAUUCGGAUGGACUCAACCGUAUGAUCCUGAAUCAGCCAAGCGGGUCUGGAUGAUCCGCCAGCCGCAAAAUCGAGACUGAGGCUGCUUCGAGGAUUCGAACUGCUUUCGCUCAA
Molecule: messenger RNA, 854 nt
Organism: Neohortaea acidophila
Lineage: Eukaryota; Fungi; Ascomycota; Dothideomycetes; Mycosphaerellales; Teratosphaeriaceae
Product: acyl-CoA N-acyltransferase
Exons: 3
Coding region: 152-820 (222 amino acids)
Molecular function (GO): acyltransferase activity, transferring groups other than amino-acyl groups
Source: RefSeq, a predicted model, not a curated record